CUGCAGACAAGAACAUCUCCACAGAAGAUUAUUAAAAUGCAGAGAAAAUCGACAGGAUUUUUAAGAUGGGUCACUUUGGUCCUACUAACUACAAUCACAAACAGAAGUGCUGCAGAUUUAAAUGUGAGCACCAUCACAUCGACCCCCUCCACAACAAUGACCCCCACUAGCACUGAACUGACCUCCACUCCAAAUGUGAGCACCAUCACAUCGACCCCCUCCACAACAAUGGCCCCCACUAGCACUGAACUGACCUCCACUCCAAAUGUGAGCACCAUCACAUCGACCUCCUCCACAACAAUGGCCACCACUAGCACUGAACUGACCUCCACUCCAAAUGUGAGCACCAUCACGUCGCCCCCCUCCACAACAAUGGCCCCCACUAGCAAUGAACUGACCUCCACUCCAAAUGUGAGGACCAUCAUGUUCAUCCCCUCCACAACAAUGGCCACCACUAGCACUGAACUGACCUCCACUCCAAAUGUGAGCACCAUCACAUCGACCCCCUCCACAACAAUGGCCCCCACUAGCAAUGAACUGACCUCCACUCCAAAUGUGAGGACCAUCAUGUUUAUCCCCUCCACAACAAUGGCCACCACUAGCACUGAACUGACCUCCACUCCAAAUGUGAGCACCAUCACGUCGCCCCCCUCCACAACAAUGGCCCCCACUAGCAAUGAACUGACCUCCACUCCAAAUGUGAGGACCAUCAUGUUUAUCCCCUCCACAACAAUGGCCACCACUAGCACUGAACUGACCUCCACUCCAAAUGUGAGCAACAUCACUUCGAUCUCCACCAUAACAGUGACCGCUACUAGCACUGAACUGACCUCCACUCCAAGUCCUUUUAAAGAUCCCUGCAACAACUACACUCCUCUGGAUCAACCCUGGAGAGCCACUAAUGCAACUGGACUGAAGAUCUGUGACAGAUUCUUCAACUGGAACGGCUGGUAUCGCCUGUUGUAUUACGGGAUGAGUGUCCGUAUGCCAGAGAGCUGUGUUAAUCAAUCCAGAUGUGGUACUGAUGUUGCUCUGUGGCUGAAUGGCUCUCACCCUCAGACAGGGGAUGGAAUAGUCACGCGUGGGGUCUGUGGGAGGUCAGGAAGUGACUGCUGUUACUACACAUUCACCCCCAUUCGAGUCAAAGCAUGUCUAGGGAACUAUUAUGUCUAUGAGUUUGUGAAGCCAAAUGUUUGUAAUGCUGCUUACUGUGCAGACACUACAAACAACAUCACUUCUGACCCCUGCAAUGUUAACACUCUUCUUGAUAAUGACUGGAGAAGACCAGUCACUUUGUUCUACACCAACUACAGUGGCUUUGAUGACACUCUUAUUCAAUGGAGCGGCUGGUAUCGUCUGUAUCUUCAGGGAAAAAGUGCUCAGAUUCCUGAAUCUGAUUGGUGUUGGAGUUUUAUGUCCUGUGGUGGAUACACUGCACUUUUACUUGGUGGAUCUCAUCCUCGACCACAGGACGGCAUUGUCACCAGAGAAAUCUAUGGAACAUAUGUCUAUUCUAAUGAUAGUAGGCAAUGCAAUUCCUACAGAUCAAACCCAAUCCAAGUCAAAGCCUGUCCAGGAAAUUACUACGUCUACAGACUCGUCAAGCCAGCUGCAUCAAUUCCAAUGCCCACAUACUGUGCAGCUACUUUUACUGACCCUUGCACCAACUACACUCCUCUGGAUCAACCCUGGAGAGCCACUAAUACAACUGGACUGAAGAUCUCUGACAGAUACUUCAACUGGACUGGCUGGUAUCGUCUGCUGUAUUACGGGAUGAGUGUCCGUAUGCCAGAGAGCUGUGUUAAUCAAUCCAGAUGUGGUACUGAUGUUGCUCUGUGGCUGAACGGUUCUCAUCCUCAGAUAGAGGAUGGCAUAGUCACUCGUGGGGUCUGUGGGAGGUCAGGGAGUGACUGUUGUUACUACAGUUCCACCCCCAUUCGAGUCAAAGCCUGUCCAGGGAACUAUUAUGUCUAUGAGUUUGUGAAGCCAAAUGUUUGUGAUGCUGCUUACUGUGCAGAUGUGAACACCGCCACUCUGAACACCGCCCACACAAGUGCUCCCAGUGUUGCUCCAUCACAGAUAAACACUAACACUACAAACAACAUCACUUCUGACCCCUGCAGUAUCUACAGGGUUCUUGAUAAUGACUGGAGAAGACCAGAAAGUAGGUUCUACACCUACUACAGUGGCUUUGAUGACACACUUGUUGAAUGGAGUGGCUGGUAUCGUCUGAAUCUUCAGGGAAAAAUUGCUCAGAUUGCUGAAUCUGAUUGGUGUUGGAGUUUUAUGUCCUGUGGUGGUUACACUGCCCUUUUACUUGGUGGAUCUCAUCCUCGACCACAGGACGGCAUCGUCACCAGAGAAAUCUAUGGAACGUAUGUCUAUUCUAAUGAUAGUAGGCAAUGCAAUUCCUACAGAUCAAACCCAAUCCAAGUCAAAGCCUGUCCAGGAAAUUACUACGUCUACAGACUCGUCAAGCCAGCUGCAUCAAUUCCAAUGCCCACAUACUGUGCAGUUGCUAUUGAGACUCCCAGUUAUGAUCCCUGUAACAACUACACCUUUCUGGAUCAACCCUGGAGGGCCAUUAAUGAGACUGGAGGGUCCAACUGUGAUAGAAACCUCCACUGGAACGGCUGGUAUCGGCUGCUGUAUUACGGGACGAGUGUUGGUAUUCCAGACAGCUGUGUUAACCAGUCCGGAUGUGGUACUGAUGUCGCUCUAUGGCUAAACGAUUCUCACCCUCAGAUUAAGGAUGGAAUAGUCACUCGUGCAGUCUGUGGAAGGUCUGGAAGUGACUGCUGUUACUACAAAUCCAGUCCAAUUCGGGUCAAGGCCUGUCCAAAAAACUAUUAUGUCUAUGAAUUUGUCAGGCCAUUCAUGUGUAAUGCAGCUUACUGUGCAGUUAAUUUUAAAGAUCCCUGCAACAACUACACUGCUCUGGAUCAACCCUGGAGAGCCACGAAUGUAACAGGACUUUGGAUCUCUGACAGUUUCUUCAACUGGAAUGGCUGGUAUCGGCUGCUGUAUUAUGGGAUGAGUGUGCGAAUGCCAGAGAGCUGUGUUAAUCAAUCCAGAUGUGGUACUGAUGUUGCUCUGUGGCUGAAUGGAUCUCAUCCUCAGAUAGAGGAUGGAAUAGUCACUCGUGGAGUCUGUGGGAGUUCAGCAGGUGACUGCUGUGACUACAGAUCCACUCCAGUUCGAGUCAAAGCCUGUCCAGGAAACUACUACGUCUAUGAGUUUGUGAAGCCAAAUCUUUUGGGUGCUGCUUACUGUGCAGAUGUGAACACCAUCCAGACAAAUGCGACCAGUGUUGCUGCAUCACAGAUGAACACUGCAGACACUGCAAACAACAUGACUUAUGACCCCUGCAGUAUCUUCAGUGUUCUUGACAAUGACUGGAGAAGACCAGUCAGUGACUUCUACACCAACUACAGCUAUUUUGAUGACACUCUUGUUGAAUGGAGCGGCUGGUAUCGUCUGUAUCUUCAGGGAAAAAGUGCUCAGAUUCCUGAAUCUGAUCAGUGUUGGAGUUGGAGAAUGUUCUGUGGUGGAUACACUGCACUUUUACUUGGAGGAUCUCAUCCUCAACCACAGGAUGGCAUCGUCACCCGAGAAAUAUUUGGAACAUAUUUCUCCUCAUUUCAUAGCAGCCAAUGUAAUUCCUACAGAUCAAAACCAAUCCAAGUCAAAGCCUGUCUAGGAAAUUACUACGUCUACAGACUCGUCAAGCCACCUGUGUCACUUCCGAUACCCACAUACUGUGCAGCUGUGUUCAUUGAUCCCUGUAAUGACUACACUGUGCUGGACCAAGCCUGGAGAGCCACUAAUGUAACUGGACUGUGGAUCUGUGACAGAAACUCCAACUGGACUGGCUGGUAUCGGCUGCUAUAUAAUGGGAUGAGCAUUCGUAUGCCAGAGAGCUGUGUUAAUCGAUCCAGAUGUGGUACUGAUGUUGCUCUGUGGCUGAAUGGCUCUCAUCCUAAGACAGAGGAUGGAAUAGUCACUCGUGGGAUCUGUGGGAGGUCAGGAAGUGACUGCUGUUAUUACAAUUCCAUCCCAAUUCAAGUCAAAGCCUGUCCAGGAAACUAUUACAUCUAUAAGUUUGUCAGGCCAACGUUCUGCACUGCAGCUUACUGUGCAGAUGUGAACACCAUCACUCUAAACACCAACCAGACCUUUGUAUUCAUUGAUCGACCAUCAAAUACAGGCACUAACUAUUUGAUAAUUCUUUAUGUAGCUGUUGGUAUUGCAUUUUGUGGGAUUGCAGCUUUUCUUGCUGUACAUUUUUGGAGAAGAUACAGGAGAAAUGAGGUGAAUGAUGAAAAUGUGGAAGAAGAAAUCUACAAUGAUGCAUUCAGUCCUUCAAUUUACGAGAGUCUACCAACUUGAAGAAACAACACUGAACCAUGGAAACUGCCCCAACAGAGAAAGACGGAGAGAUUUCUUUUUUUGCUUAUUUGCUAUUAACAUUAAUUAAUUAGUUUUAAUUCAGAGUGUCAAACUGCUAUAUGUGAGCCUUAAACAUUCAGACAUAUUAAAGUAACUCAAAUCUCUGUUACAAACACAUAUAUAAAUGUAUAUAAUUUGCUGUGGAAUUUUGUGUUGUCUUUUUUUUUCUAUGACGUGUAUGAAAUGCUAAGUGCUCUAAUAAACCUUGAUGUACACACUGCA
Pygocentrus nattereri (red-bellied piranha) is the source of this 4671-nucleotide messenger RNA. RefSeq lists its product as uncharacterized. Gene Ontology annotation, cellular component: apical plasma membrane; cell surface. NCBI's taxonomy places the organism in Eukaryota, Metazoa, Chordata, Actinopteri, Characiformes, Serrasalmidae. Gene Ontology annotation, biological process: neutrophil migration. The transcript is spliced from 26 exons. Bases 37 to 4389 code for a protein of 1450 amino acids. The record is from RefSeq and is a predicted model, not a curated record.